Messenger RNA from Danio aesculapii, 3865 nucleotides. RefSeq names its product euchromatic histone-lysine N-methyltransferase 1a (gene ehmt1a). Gene Ontology annotation, molecular function: protein-lysine N-methyltransferase activity; histone methyltransferase activity; p53 binding. Gene Ontology annotation, cellular component: nucleus. The transcript is spliced from 24 exons. Bases 143 to 3322 code for a protein of 1059 amino acids. The record is from RefSeq and is a predicted model, not a curated record. Lineage: Eukaryota; Metazoa; Chordata; Actinopteri; Cypriniformes; Danionidae.
GACGCAGGGCGCAUGUAGCAGGGAAGUGAAGAGAGGAAGAAAAGCCUCUAAACUUUCGAGAUAUUUUACAAAAAUGCAAGCCAUCAUAAGUUAGCCGAGAAAGGAACUUGGAGAUCUCAGGUUGCUCCAGGUUCCCUCUACCAUGGCCAAGACCAAGAAAGGUAUGGACAGCCCUGCAGAUCCUCAGAGAAAAGGCAAAAAGCCCAAAUCUCUCGGUGCCUCUCCAAAAGCUAGUAAACAACUGAGUGCUUCAGGCAGCAGGAAGAGCACAGGGCCCGGCUUUCAGCUUCUCUCUGGUCAAACAUCCCUCAAACCACCAGCCGAAAACAUCAUCUCAGGAAACCACAGCUCUGUCCAACAAAAUGAACCAGAAACUUUAGAGAAACAGAGUUCUGGGUCUGAUAACGCUGACAAGAAAAUCCCCGUUGUGUCUGUACCUGCAGCCACACAUGAAGAGGAUGAGCAGAGAGUACCUGAGGGGGUUAAAGUGGUGAAGCCUGCUCCGCCACGUCUGGCUUGGAAAACUAUGGUCAGAUCAGCACCAGCUCCACCUGCUCUGAAGACUGUGAACAGAGAGAGAAGUGUGUAUGAGAGAGACAUGGAGUCGUCACCCACACAGCAUCUCAGUUUACCUCAGGAACUCAAAGACUCAACACAAACAGCCUCCAAGAAGAAGAAAAGAAAAAUGGGUUUAUAUAAUUUUGUUCCCAAAAAGAAACCGAAAGGGUCCAAGAAAGUGAAUGUGUCCUUAUCCUCCUCAAAUCUGCAGGAAGCUUCACGUAUGACUGGAGCCAAGGGCGGACAGAUGUCUAUUGAGGAGGCAUUCAGAAAUAAAGCUAGUUCUGAGAAACCGGAGAAGCAGACUUUAACUGCUGUGAUAGAGGAUGCAGAACCGCACAAGAACAAAGAAACUGAGGACGCUCCAGACGGCCCUGCUGAGGAAUACACAGAGCUGCCUUUACAUGCUCUGGCUCAUGAUAGCAUGUUCACAGCAAUCCCCACAGGCUUACGGGAGGAUAAAGAGAACAUGGAGACUGAUGAUACAUUGGAGCCUCCACUGUGUAGCUGCCGCAUGGAGACGCCAAAGAACCAGGAUGUAGUGACGCUGGCUGAGGGCAAGUGCAUGGCUGUGGAGAGUGUUGAUGGGAAGCUGAGUUUAUGUCGGAAAGUGAUCAUGAAGCAGGAAUUGAUGCGUCCAUCUCUGAGGAUUCCACAGCUCGUACUGUGUGAGGAUCAUCGUGCAGGAAUGGUGAAACACCAGAGCUGUCCAGGCUGUGGCUUCUUCUGCAGAGCUGGGACAUUUAUGGAGUGUCAGCCAGAUGGGAACAUAUCUCAUCGCUUUCACCGGAGCUGUGCAUCUCUGAUCAGAGGCCAGGUCUUCUGCCCUCACUGCGGAGAGGAGGCUAGUCAUGCUAAGGAGGUCACGAUCCCAAAACCUGACUGUGUUGCUUCGGUGCCAACAGCUGCUGUGCCGGCACACAAGAGAGACACUGCCUUAAUGGACAGGGCUAAAUUGGAUUCUGUCACUGUUGCUGGAGUAGGAGAUCCUGCUAAAGAAUCCCUGGAAAGCGUUUUAAAUGCAUUGGAGGAUGGCAAGUAUAAGAAAUUUAAGUUACCCCCAAAGCAGCUUUAUUUCUCUGCUAAGAGAGGAGAGCUGCAGAGGAUCUUGCACAUGCUGGUGGAAGGUGUGGACCCAAACUUGCGGAUGGACAGUGAGAAGAGGAAGACUCCGCUGCACUGUGCUGCUGAGGAAGGCCAUAAAGACAUCUGCCAUGUGCUGGUGCAGGCUGGUGCGAACCUGGACAUGUGUGACAUAGAGCAGCGAACGCCUCUGAUGUACGCCUGUAACAACAAUCAUCUAGAAAAUGUAAAAUACUUGCUGAAAGCUGGUGCUUCUCCUGCUCAUAAGGAUAUGAGAGGCUCUACAUGUCUUCAUUUGGCAGCCAGAGCAGGACAUACAAAUGUGCUGCAAUAUCUGCUCUCCAUGCCAUCCAUAGAUGUCAACUCUAAGGAUGAUGGUGGAUGGGCUCCUCUCACAUGGGCCACAGAGAACAUGCGUCUGGAGCAGGUGAAGAUGCUCAUUUCUGCUGGAGCUGAUGUCCAAAUAAGAGAUAAGGAGGAAAACCUGUGCCUCCACUGGGCUGCUUUUUCUGGCUGUGAUGAAAUCGCUCAGCUGCUGUUGGACCACCGAUCUGACCUGCAUGCGGUGAACAUCCAUGGAGACUCUCCUCUUCACAUCGCUGUCAGACAGAACCAGCUGGACUGCGUCAUGUUGUUUCUGUCUCGAGGAGCGGAUGUAAACUUGAAGAACAGAGAUGGUGAAACUCCUUUGGGCUGCUGUAAUAUAAACUCUAAGAUGUGGACAAUCCUGAACACCAAUAAGAAGCUGACAGAUGCGAGGAGAGGCCGAGAAAGCCUGAGAGAGAUGCUCCUCUGCAGAGAUGUCUCCCGAGGCUAUGAGGACAUCCCUGUACCCUGUGUGAAUGGGGUGGACCAUGAGCCCUGCCCCAGCAACUUCAAAUACAUUCCGGAGAACUGCUUUACCUCUCAAGUAAAUAUAGAUGAGAACAUAAAGCACUUACAGCACUGCAGUUGUAAAGAUGACUGUGCGUCUAGCAGCUGUAUCUGUGGCCAGCUCAGCAUGCACUGCUGGUAUGGCAAGGACGGCCGCUUGCUGAAAGAAUUCUGCCGGGAUGAUCCACCCUUUCUGUUUGAGUGUAACCACGCCUGUUCCUGUUGGAGAACGUGCCGGAAUAGAGUCAUACAGAAUGGCCUUCGGCUCAGGCUGCAGGUGUUUAGGACUGAGAGGAUGGGUUGGGGGGUUCGAACACUGCAGGAUAUUCCCGAGGGAGGUUUUGUAUGCGAGUUUGCAGGUGAAAUCAUUUCCGAUGGAGAAGCUAAUGUUCGGGAAAAUGACUCCUACAUGUUCAACCUAGACAAUAAGGUUGGAGAGGCCUACUGCAUUGAUGGCCAAUUUUAUGGUAAUGUUAGCAGAUUUAUGAAUCAUCUUUGUGAACCCAAUCUAUUCCCAGUACGAGUGUUCACCAAACACCAGGACAUGCGCUUUCCUCGUAUUGCAUUCUUUGCAAGCAAGCAUAUUCAAGCUGGAGAUGAGCUUGGGUUUGACUAUGGGGAUCAUUACUGGCAAAUCAAGAAAAAGUACUUCCUCUGCCAAUGUGGCUCUGGAAAAUGUAGGUACUCUGAGGUCGUUCUGGACCGGAACCAUGCAGAAAGCUCAGCCCAAACCCUCAGUAAUGAGACUGUUGCUCAGGUGGAACAUAUUCAGUCUUCUAACACUGCUAUAGCAAUAACUCAACCCUGAACCUUUCACGCAUAUAACAGGAUACGCUGAGGCCUUUAACAAGUAAAUAUUGUCAGGAGUUCAACGCAUCAUUUGCUGAAUCUCAGCUGCAAGGGAGGACAAUUUGUGCAGAGGAACAGCAUCAUUUUUUUAUCUAAUCACUGUGUCGUUGAGGACAUUUUUUAGAAAUACAGACUUUGUCAGAGGAAUAUUUGGCCUUUUAUAUCUAAAUGCAUGUCUCACAUGAUGUAUUUUAGGAUGAUGAAGAGGCUCUGUAAAUGUAUGACAAUUGCGUAGUAGAUGUUUUUACAUUUUUUUAAGCAUACACUUAUAUACUUGGUAAUAAAAUAACAGGCUUUUAGUGAUUUAUCAUGAGCAAGGGAAAAGAGGAAGUAGAACAGAUGGACAAGUUCUGCUGGCUUAUGUUUUAUUGCGUGUCUUCUCAGGAGCAGAUCAGGGCGGUUUUCUAAUCUGUUUUUACACAUGCAUAAAUUUCCCUAUGAAAAGGUUACAUCAUUUUAAUGUUAUACAUGAGGUUAAUAAAGCUUUCUGUGAUGUUCGUAA